Molecule: messenger RNA, 2874 nt
Organism: Grammomys surdaster
Lineage: Eukaryota; Metazoa; Chordata; Mammalia; Rodentia; Muridae
Gene: Smoc2
Product: SPARC related modular calcium binding 2
Exons: 13
Coding region: 180-1562 (460 amino acids)
Biological process (GO): extracellular matrix organization
Cellular component (GO): basement membrane
Molecular function (GO): protein binding; calcium ion binding; extracellular matrix binding
Source: RefSeq, a predicted model, not a curated record
GGGAAACUAGGGCUAUUUGACAGCAGCAGGGGCAGCCGAAGGAGUUCGAGGAGCGCCGGCCGGAGCGCACGGAGGGGCCGUGCGGUCUCCACCAGCGGCCGUAGGACGGCGGAGCAGUUCUAGCCCGCUCGUCUGCGCGUUUGCACACCGGAUCUUCGCCGAGUGCCAGGGCGCAGCGCAUGGGGUGUCUGCCUCGGUUGGUCCCCUCCAGCGUCACCAUGCUGCCGCCACAGCUGUGCUGGCUGCCGCUGCUCGCUGCGUUGCUGCCGCCGGUGCCCGCGCAGAAGUUCUCAGCGCUCACGUUCUUGAGAGUCGAUCAAGACAAAGACAGAGACUGCAGCCUGGACUGCCCAAGCUCCCCUCAGAAGCCGCUCUGUGCCUCCGAUGGGAGGACCUUCCUGUCCCGAUGUGAAUUCCAGCGGGCCAAGUGCAAAGAUCCACAGCUGGAGAUUGCCCACCGUGGGAAUUGCAAAGAUGUGUCCAGGUGUGUGGCUGAGAGGAAGUACACCCAGGAGCAGGCCCGAAAGGAGUUCCAGCAAGUGUUCAUUCCAGAAUGCAAUGACGACGGCACCUAUAGUCAGGUCCAGUGUCACAGCUACACAGGAUACUGUUGGUGUGUUACACCAAAUGGAAGGCCCAUCAGUGGCACCGCUGUGGCCCACAAGACACCCAGGUGCCCUGGUUCAAUAAAUGAAAAGUUGCCCCAGCGGGAAGGUGCUGGAAAAGCAGAUGAUGCUGCAGCCCCAGCAUUGGAGACUCAACCCCAAGGAGAUGAAGAAGAUAUUGCCUCACGCUACCCUACACUCUGGACCGAGCAAGUUAAGAGUCGGCAGAACAAGACCAAUAAAAAUUCAGCAUCCUCCUGUGAUCAGGAGCACCAGUCAGCUCUUGAGGAAGCCAAGCAGCCCAAGAAUGACAAUGUUGUGAUCCCCGAGUGUGCACAUGGUGGCCUCUACAAGCCAGUGCAAUGCCAUCCAUCCACUGGAUACUGCUGGUGUGUACUGGUGGACACUGGGCGGCCCAUUCCUGGGACCUCCACAAGAUAUGAACAGCCCAAGUGUGACAACACAGCCCGAGCUCACCCAGCGAAGGCCCGGGACCUGUACAAGAAUAGGCCACUGCAGGGUUGUCCUGGUGCCAAAAAGCACGAGUUUCUGACAAGUGUCCUGGAUGCGCUCUCCACAGACAUGGUUCAUGCCGUCUCUGACCCCUCUUCCACUUCUGGCAGGUUGUCAGAGCCAGAUCCCAGCCACACCCUGGAGGAGAGGGUUGUGCAUUGGUACUUCAAGCUGCUUGAUAAGAACUCUAGUGGAGACAUUGGCAAGAAGGAAAUCAAACCCUUUAAGAGGUUCCUGCGAAAGAAAUCCAAGCCCAAAAAGUGUGUGAAGAAGUUUGUGGAAUACUGCGAUAUGAACAAUGAUAAGUCCAUCACAGUGCAGGAGCUCAUGGGCUGCUUGGGUGUCACCAGAGAGGAGAGUAAAGCCAACACCAAGAAGCGCCACACCCCCAGAGGAAAUGCUGAAAGUACUUCUUCUAAUAGACAGGCCAGAAAACAAGGAUGAACAACUGACUACUCAAGACAGUUCCUAGACAUGUGGGAAUCUCCCUCACCAAAGAGCAAUUAAAAAACAAAACACAUAUAGUAUUUGCACUUUGUACUUUAAAUGUAAAUUCACUUUGUAGAAAUGAGAUAUUUAAACGGACUGUUGUGAUCUGUGAAAAUGGAAGGCUGGCUUCGGGAAAUUAAUCACAUACAAUGUAUGUGUCCUUGUUUGACCUUCAAGAUCUGUGCUGAUGGGGUGGGUUUUAAAUGCAUUUCAACUUCACUUCCUUGUCCCUCUGUGGAGAGAGGGCCUGGUUUAUUCCCUUGCCCUUUCCUCUGCCUAUAGUCUCCAUUGCCUUGCUCUCAGUGCUCUUGAUGCAAGCCAGAGCCUACCAUAUCCUUAGAAGUUUGCAGUGGUUGCCUGUUCCAUAAAGUUUUGCUCUCUAGAGAUGUCACUCACACCAUGGGUCACACAGGCACUAGCCCAAUCAUAACCUUAACUUCCAAUAGCCCCUGUUUGAGGCUAUGCUGUCAGACUCUGUCAGACUCCAGUUUUAGCUUCUGCUUGAGUUUUAACUCUGCCUGAACCAACCCUACUGUUAAAUCUCCAGGGAGCUGAGUGGGCAAGCAGCCAGAGAGUCUUUUUUCAGAGGGCAAAUUUAACUCUGGCCGACUGGCUCCAUCUCAUUGGCUCAGGAAGGAUCCAGUCCACCUGCCUCAGUUCUCAGUGUCCAGGUCAUCCUGCUAGGGUCCACCCAAGAGGAAAAAUGUCUUCUACAGAGAUCAUGGACCACAUCCUGAGGAAGGCACGGCUAGACAUCGUUCCAAGAGUGCUGAACAACAGCAGCUGAAUGAAUGUCACUUUCAUUCUGUGGAGGCCUGGAAGGAUUGAGGGGAUUCAUCCAAGGCCUUAUGAGAGGAAGGUUAGGAACUGGAUGACCUCUCACACUGUGAGAGACUGGACUGGACUGGACUGGGUGUAUGGUUGGCUGUCACUCUCUGACCUAGGUCAGUCUGUACUCUCUGUUCUCAAGGAACAGUGGCAGAUGGGGGAGAGCUGAGACAAUUCUUUCAGAUUGAGGUUAUUUGGAAAACUGUUCACGGUCCCCAAUCUCUCAAUAUAUGUCUGUGGAUGCAUUGUGAACACACGCUGCAUAAGGCCUUUGCUCAUUUGAACAGUGUAGAGGCAAGAAAUGACCAGCUCACGUCAACACUAUCUACAAACGAGUAUGUUUUGGAUAAUCUUUUAUAUUUCUGAACUCUGAAUUUAAUCAUUUUUAUUAGAUUAAAAUAUGCGAUUAAACUGUAUUAGUCUUCUUUUCAGCAUUUCA